CCGGCUGGUGGUUCAAGGAUUAACUCGUCAUUUUAUAACCCGAACAAAUACAUAAAAGACAAAAGAGUCUCAUACGCACAGAUCGUUCGGUACUCAUCCAACCACAUAAAAUUCGAAACCCGUCGUUUAGAAGUACAUACAGUAUAGUUUAGCCGUGAAAGGAGUAGAAAGAGAAUGGCCAAGCCAGCAUUGAAGUCAAUACUAUAAGCAAAGAAAUGAUACCUUUACAGCUCCUGUCUCCUUUACCUGCUCUGCAAAUUUCCAAUUUUUAUUCGACACCUACCUCAAUUCCUUUGUCCAAACCGUACAAGAACUCUAACUUCGAAAUUCUUAAUCUUCGCGAUUCAACACUUACCCACAUCACCUCGCUCCCUAAAAACCAUAACCCAAUUCUCAAAAGCCCCAAAUUUGCUCAAUUUCGAAGGCUAACUUGCUAUGGAAUAAAGAAUUCUGGUGAGGAGACCAGCACAGCGAUUGGUUCAGGUGGCGGCAGUGGCGGUGAUGACGGAGGUGGUGGUGGGGAUGAUGGUGAUGAGGAGGUGAAGAAAAAAGAUGGGCUUUUGCCAGAGUGGUUGGAUUUUACUUCUGAUGAUGCAAAGACUGUGUUUAUUGCUCUGGCAGUUUCGCUUGCUUUUCGGUCUUUUAUAGCUGAGCCUAGGUACAUUCCUUCAUUGUCUAUGUAUCCAACUUUUGAUGUUGGUGAUAGAGUAGUUGCUGAGAAGGUUUCAUAUUAUUUCAGAAAGCCUUGUGCAAAUGAUGUAGUGAUUUUUAAAAGUCCACCAGUUCUUCAGGAAGUUGGAUACACUGAUAAUGACGUCUUCAUUAAGCGAGUUGUUGCCAAGGAAGGUGACAUUGUGGAGGUUCGUGCAGGGAAGCUUUUAGUCAAUGGAGUUGAAAGGAAUGAAAACUUUAUUCUCGAAUCACCUUCUUAUGACAUGACACCAAUUCGUGUACCUGAGAACUCAGUUUUUGUGAUGGGUGACAAUCGCAAUAAUAGUUAUGAUUCACAUGUGUGGGGUCCUCUUCCAGCUAAGAAUAUAAUAGGAAGAUCAUUUUUUCGCUAUUGGCCUCCUAAUAGGAUUGGUGGAACGGUUCUUGAGACUGGCUGUGCUGUUGACAAGCAGGAGAGCAUUUCAACAUCGGAAAGCUUACCCUAAUGUAAAACCCCCCAAGCUCUUUUUCCUUGGUCUCCCUGUAUUGUCAAUUUUUUUUAUGUCUAUCAAUGUUCACUAGGAAGGCGAUUUUUAUAGGGAAUUAUUAUGUUUGGCCUAUUUCAAUGGCAUUAAUGAAAAUAGAUUGCGCAUUGUAUCAAUUGACACGACUCAAAUUAAAUCUCUAUCUGUUGAGGCUGAUAGGAAAGUUGCAAUGCCAAGUUUGGCCUUUCAAGAA
Molecule: messenger RNA, 1389 nt
Organism: Ricinus communis (castor bean)
Lineage: Eukaryota; Viridiplantae; Streptophyta; Magnoliopsida; Malpighiales; Euphorbiaceae
Product: chloroplast processing peptidase
Exons: 5
Coding region: 216-1157 (313 amino acids)
Biological process (GO): thylakoid membrane organization
Cellular component (GO): chloroplast thylakoid membrane
Molecular function (GO): serine-type endopeptidase activity
Source: RefSeq, a predicted model, not a curated record